AUGGUUCUUCUUACUAUGACCCCCUCCAUAGUAGAGGCACUAAACCAAUUAUCCAAGACAAAUAUUGGUGAUGUUGCCAAAAGCCACGAGGGUAAUUCGAAUAUGAAUGACAACGUUGAGCCAUCAUUAGAAGAUCCGUCAAUUGGAAAACCCAUAAGCCAUGGUCAGAUUAUCGAUAUAUGGACGACACUAAAAGCUUCAGAAGGAGGGGAUAAGAUCAAGCUGGAAGAACUCUUGCGUGGCGCCACGGUCUAUAUCCCCCCACCACCUCCGAAGCCAGAACAGACACAAGAAUAUAAAGCAUUGAUGGCUAGAUUACGACACGAAGAGGAAGAAAGGUCGUAUGAACGGAUGCUAAAGAAGGCACCUCCGAGGGAAUCAUUCGCCCGGAGGGAUCCCACAGCUCCGAUGGCGCAUUCGUUUGCUGAGGUCAAUAGACCCUCUAGAGCGUCUGAUAUAGGUGAUGAAAUCGAGCAUGGAGACAUUCAGAAACAGAUAACACUGGUGAUCAAUUUUUUGGUCAGUGUCUUUGGGUGCGCUGCAGCUCUUUGGAUGGCAGCAAGAUGGUGGAGCGUCCCAGCACGGCUCUUCCUGAGUUUAGGUGGCAGCAUCAUGGUUGCCAUCGCCGAAGUUGCAGUCUACUCGGCUUAUACAUGGCGAAUGGAAGAGGGCGAAAAAGUGGAAAAGAAAAAGAAGGAAGUCAAGAAAAUUGUUCAGACUUGGAUUGUUGGAGAGGACGAUAAUGGCCAGAAAGUUAACGAUGAGCCCUUCAAUCUAACGGCCCAGGAUGAUGCAAAUUCCGAGACUAAUCUUCGCCGAAGGAAUAAAAGUCCGACAUGA
Hypoxylon fragiforme is the source of this 840-nucleotide messenger RNA. RefSeq names its product endoplasmic reticulum-based factor for assembly of V-ATPase-domain-containing protein. The coding region runs from base 1 to 840 and encodes 279 amino acids. Gene Ontology annotation, biological process: vacuolar proton-transporting V-type ATPase complex assembly. Gene Ontology annotation, cellular component: endomembrane system. Lineage: Eukaryota; Fungi; Ascomycota; Sordariomycetes; Xylariales; Hypoxylaceae. The record is from RefSeq and is a predicted model, not a curated record. The transcript has 2 exons.